Encephalitozoon cuniculi GB-M1 is the source of this 630-nucleotide messenger RNA. RefSeq lists its product as uncharacterized. The record is from RefSeq and is marked provisional. NCBI's taxonomy places the organism in Eukaryota, Fungi, Microsporidia, Unikaryonidae. The transcript has a single exon. Gene Ontology annotation, biological process: U4 snRNA 3'-end processing; nuclear mRNA surveillance; rRNA catabolic process. Gene Ontology annotation, cellular component: nuclear exosome (RNase complex); cytoplasmic exosome (RNase complex); nucleolus. Bases 1 to 630 code for a protein of 209 amino acids.
AUGCUAGUCUCCGAGGAAGGAUUCAGAGAGGACGGGAGAAGGCCCAACGAGCUAAGAAGGAUAGAGGCGACAAAGAGAAGAAUCGGGGAGAAAGGCCGUGUGGAUAUGAGGCAGGGGAACACGCAAGUGUCUGUGAUAUGCAGCGGACCGAGAGAGAUCGGGAAGCUGAGCGUCGGGGUUGAGUUUUAUGCCGUUUCAAGGCAGGAGCCUGUGAGUGAGAAGAGGGCGUCCGAAUACGAAGGUCUCCUCUUGGACAUCUUCGGCGACGUCCUGCUCCCCGAGGCGUCAGUCGACAUCCAAGUCAUUGUGAGGGAGGACGGGGGGUCUCUACUGUCUACGAUGAUCAACUGCACGACCCUUUGCCUAUCAUACUUUGGAAUGCCCCUGGUGGACAUGUGCUACUCGUCUGCUGUUGCGGAAGGCUGUGUCGACCUUGCAUCCACGGAAGAGAGCCAGAGAGUCCCGGUUGUUACUGUUGCAUACCUAAUGAAUAGAAAGAGCAUUCUGUACCUGUCUCUGAGCGGGCGAGUGGCAUGCAGUAGGUUGCAGGCCUCUGUUCUUGAUGCAAUAGGCGCCUGCAAUGCCAUUGGUGAGUGUCUUGGGAACUUCUUCUCUCCCAGCCUGGAAUGA